GUUCUAUGUCUAGGAUUUUUAUAUGUAGGCCUAGUCCUAUCGAUAUUACCAAGAUGACUGCAUCGGAUAAAGCCUGUUCCAUUCGUCCUUUAGUCUGAAAACAUAAAUUAUCACUCUCCACUCCACCCCUCCCGUCACGCCUGCUCCAUCUCUUAAACACUUCUGCUCAUACACACACAAUACACUAAGUUCUGCACUCAUCAUUCGUCUUUACCUCUGUUGCGCCCUUUCGGAUUUAUUUUCUCAACACGGACAUCAUGCAACUCAACUCAGAAGAAGCUUUGUGAGACUUUCUUCACAGAUUGUGGUCUAAACAGCAUUGAAAUGUGGGAAUUACCGAGGACUCGUUAUGUGGACUGUAACAGCUCAGCGGCGAGUGAGGAGACUGAGAUUUCUGUGAAUAUCGGCGGUGUCAAACAUGUUCUCUACAGUGACCUUCUGAACCGAUAUCCCAAGACACGUUUGGCGAAGCUGGCGAACAGCGCCACAGAUUGUGCGCAAGAUCUCUCUUUGCUCUGUGAUGACUACGACUCCUCAAAGCGAGAGUUUUACUUUGACAGAGAUCCGGAGGUGUUCAGAUGCAUAAUGGAACUUUAUUACUAUGGAGAAAUUCACAUGAAACGAGGAAUCUGCCCCAUGUGUUUCAUGAGAGAGAUGGACUUUUGGGGCAUCGAUGCGGACUAUCUGGAUGAAUGUUGCCAGGGUAGUCUAAACGAGGUGGAAACUGAACUGGCGGAAAUCGCGGAGAAGGUCAAGACCAUCCUGGACGACCUGGAGGGUGAUGCCAUGGCCACGAGAGGCCAGAGGUGCCAAGCAUUCCUGUGGAAGCUUAUGGAGAAACCAGAGUCCUCCUUAGCUGCACGUGUAAUCGCCGUGGUGUCAUUUGUCUUCAUCCUGCUCUCCUCUGUGGUCAUGUGCAUGGGCACCAUACCAGAGCUGCAAGUGCAGGAUGCAGAGGGGUGUCUCAUGGAACAUCCAACCCUUGAGUCCAUCGAGACAUCUUGCAUCAUCUGGUUCACCGUGGAAUACAUUCUGCGUCUCAUCUCCUCUUCGAAUAAGCUGCGAUUUGUGCUUUCCUUCAUGAAUAUCAUAGAUUUUAUGGCCAUAAUGCCUUUCUAUGUGGUGUUGAUUCUUACGCACUUAGGCACUUCUGUGAUGGAGCUGGCCAAUGUUCAGCAAGCAGUGCAGGCGUUGCGCAUCAUGCGCAUUGCACGCAUCUUCAAACUGGCGCGCCACUCCUCAGGUCUGCAGACUCUCACCUACGCGCUCAAGAGCAGCUUUAAAGAGCUGGGUCUGCUGCUUAUGUACAUGGGUGUGGGGAUUUUCCUGUUCUCCGCACUGGGGUACACAAUGGAGCAAAGCCACCCGGAGACCAUGUUCACCAGCAUCCCACAGUCUUUUUGGUGGGCUGUCAUUACUAUGACCACUGUAGGUUAUGGAGACAUCUAUCCUAAAACCACACUGGGCAGGUGUAAUGCCGCUGUCAGUUUUCUGUGUGGCGUGAUAGCUAUUGCUUUGCCAAUCCACCCGAUCAUUAACAACUUUGUAAUUUUUUACAGCAAACAGCGUGUGCUUGAAACCGCUGCCAAACACGAGAUUGAACUCAUGGCGUUACGUGCAAAGGAAGAAAAAGGCGAGUGCCAAGGUGCUGAAAAAAUGCCAUUGCGGAGGACACGGGGUUCGGUUGGCAAUAGCAUGGUUUGGGACAGUGCUGCUGUGAGCGAGUCAAAGAGUGACACAUAUAUCCCAUUACUUGGUGAUGCAAUAGCCACUGUGUCCAAAUGCCAGCCUGUCUACAAAUGCAAGAACAACUAGAGAGUGAUUUGUUCUUAGUCUUGAACAGUAUUUCAGAAUGUGCUUCUAAACUACUUUGUGAAACAUAUCAAUCAAUCUAUCUAUCUAUAAACUUUAUCAAUAAACCUCAUCUGGUGAAAUAUAUACAUACAAAACUAUUCAUCUGGUAAAUCUAUAUCCUAUAAAAAGCUUCAUUUAAUAAACACUCACAUAUAGAGCAUUGUAACAGAGCCAGAUCUCUGUAAAUUCAAAAUAAGAGUGCCCAGUGUAUUUCUGCCGACUUCUACUUUGAAGCGUAAAGCAACAGUCUCAACCUAAUUUUUAUGCAUUUUUCUACACAUUUCUUACAGUUUAGUGCCAUAAACAACCUUCUCCCUAGUUCAUGUAGACGUCUAUGACUUGGCCAGUUUAAGUAACCUAUACUCUCUCUCUCUAGAUUUUUUUAAUCUCACCUGUUAAUUAAACAAUGGCGUGAAUAACCAUCCCCCUCUGUCAGAGAAUGAAUGAUGUGUCACUAGAGUGCUGCACUGCUUUGAGCGUUCUUCAGGGUGUAAGCCACUCAAGACAAUUUGUUGGGUCCUGAAAGACAUGGGUUGACAUGGAUGUAUGUGUUUGUGUGUGGGACGUCCAUUUGUUGUGAAUUAGUGUUCUGAUGUGUUUGUGCCCACGUGGAAAGAAAGGGUGUCAGUGCAUUUGUCUUUGUGUGUGUAGGCCUGUUGAUGGCUGGACACUGAGAUAUGGCUAAGAUCGGUUGGUAUGUGGGUGGAGAAAAGAGCAGGCACUGCUAAUAGCCAGUAACCACUGGCGCCCACCAGUGCAGCCAAAUGGGCAUCACGCACAAACAGAGCAUGCCAAAAAUGUUGGCCAAGAGAUGGGAAUAAAGGCCACAGACCAUCUCCAAACACACACGUACCACCAUUUACAAUAUAAAUGAAGAGGGAAGUACACCUCUAGAAUGCCCAUACACAGCCUGCUGUCACUUAUCAUUUGAGACAUUUGGUGUCCCAUUAGGUUGAUAAAAUACACAGCUCACACAAGGCACAGCCUAAGAUAGAAGCAAAUGUUCCAUGCAGCUCACUGUAUCCAAAAUCUUCCAAGUCAAUUGCUCAUAAAUCAGUAUCAAGUUACACAUACACACAUUGCAUUGUAACCAGAGCACACAGCAUGCACACCAGACACAUUUUAGAAUCUCAAAGCCCACUGCUUGUCAACUUCUAAAAAUACGAGCAACCAUGUUCCCCCUAUGAGUUCCAGGAGGUAAAAUCAACCAUUACGCACAAGCUGUACAACUGCUACAGCCUACAAACAAAGCCAAAAUGAUGUUCCCAAUGUGUCUUUCAAAACAUCUAUUUUCACAGUGACCUGAAAAGGUCACUGUGCUUGAUCUUUAGAAAGUUGGCAGAAAUAUAAUUGAGUGUCUCUUCCAAAGAAAUAAACAGGUGUGAGCUAAUCAUAAUUCAUAGUUUAUGUGAAUUCCCUCACUGAGAGGGAGAGAAUGUGAACAAGUGAAAUCUAAUAGAAACAAAAAAAGAAAUGUAAUGACUGUAUUAAAAUGUGCAGAUCCACUUAAUGUACCAAGAGACAAAGGCAGCUUCUCUGAUUUAAUUUGAGUGGGUUGUAUGGAAAAUUACAUUGCAGAAGAGGCAUUUUCCUCCUUUCUUAACACAGCAGCCAACCACAGUUAACAAAAAUAUAUUUAAGAGAAAAUGGUGGAAAGUCCUUUUGGACAUGUUAAUAUUUAAAAGUACUACAGGAACCUUCUUGUUCU
This is a messenger RNA of Myxocyprinus asiaticus (Chinese sucker), 3562 nucleotides long. RefSeq names its product potassium voltage-gated channel, subfamily F, member 1a (gene kcnf1a). Bases 325 to 1815 code for a protein of 496 amino acids. Gene Ontology annotation, cellular component: membrane; voltage-gated potassium channel complex. The transcript is spliced from 2 exons. The record is from RefSeq and is a predicted model, not a curated record. Gene Ontology annotation, biological process: potassium ion transmembrane transport; protein homooligomerization. Gene Ontology annotation, molecular function: protein binding; voltage-gated potassium channel activity. Lineage: Eukaryota; Metazoa; Chordata; Actinopteri; Cypriniformes; Catostomidae.